Cryptotermes secundus is the source of this 9601-nucleotide messenger RNA. RefSeq names its product ubiquitin carboxyl-terminal hydrolase 32 (gene Usp32). The coding region runs from base 94 to 5082 and encodes 1662 amino acids. The transcript has 28 exons. Gene Ontology annotation, cellular component: Golgi apparatus. Gene Ontology annotation, biological process: protein deubiquitination. Lineage: Eukaryota; Metazoa; Arthropoda; Insecta; Blattodea; Kalotermitidae. Gene Ontology annotation, molecular function: cysteine-type deubiquitinase activity; calcium ion binding. The record is from RefSeq and is a predicted model, not a curated record.
UGGAUGGUGGUGUGUGGCUGUCAUGAGAAAUAUGUGUCGUCCUAAUUAGUUAAUUUUUCUUAACAAGAAGUAACGUGACCUGUAGUAUUAGCAAUGGGAGCAAAGGAUUCUAAACCAUGUUGCAUUACAUACGAGGAAGCUGUCAAAAGGGUUACUGACGCAGAACUUAAACGACUGAAGGAGGCAUUUAAAAGAGUUUCAACUCUUAAUGGUUGUAUAACGAAACAGUCGUUUAUAAAGGAUGUUAUGGGGGAAGGAGUGCCUACACCAGUGGCUGAGUACAUCUUUAGUGCUUGUGGAGGAACACAGAAGGGAAUAGUUCUUAAAGACUUACUUUGUGGUCUUGUGCUUCUGACUAGAGGGCGAGAGGAGGAGAAGCUAAAAUUUCUGUUUGGGCUUUACUCAAAUGAAAGUGGAAGUUAUGUAGUUCGUGAUGAACUUCAGCGUAUGCUUCAGGCCUGCGAGAAUGGUUAUGUUCCUGAUUCCAUUGCUAGUCUUUUCUCAGAGCGAGACCGUGCUACAUAUGAAGAAUUCCGUGACUGGCUGAUGGCCCAUCCUGAUGCAACAUCUCUGAGUCGAUGGUUGCUCUCAGAGCCAUGUACUGUUACACUCAGCAAUGAAUUGGAGACACCCACAUUCUACCAAACCCUGGCAGGGGUUACCCAUUUGGAAGAGACAGAUAUCAUGGAGUUGGAGAAACGAUACUGGCUCUUGAAGGGACAGUCACGCACUGGAAAAUUGGAUCUGGACACCCUAAUUCCACUCAUCAGUCCCCCUGUUCCAUUAUCAGUUUGUCCAGGAGUGUUCGGAGCUUUUGAUGAGAACCGUGAUAACCAUAUUGACUUCAAGGAGAUGGCCUGCGGAAUCUCAGCAGCGUGCAGAGGGCCACUUACAGAGAGGCAGAAGUUUUGCUUCAAGGUAUUUGACAGUGACAGAGAUGGAGUUCUCUCAGAAGAAGAACUGGGGCACAUGAUUGAUGUUCUACUGUUUGUUUGCCAUGAGAACAAGUCUCCUGAAGAACUGGCACUGGAUCCUUAUGGACAGGCUGACACAGCAGCAAUCUUGGCUGACAUCCGGAAGCAUGCUAGUGGUGAUGGACUGACAACUGAGGAAUAUCUUAUGUGGACAGUGAAUAAUCCUCUACCAAUGGACUUUCUGAAUCUCUUAUUCCAAGUAUGUCACAUUGUUCUUGGCCUACGGCCAGUAUCACGAGAGGAAGAGGGAGACAUUGUGAGAGGAUGGCUGGAAAGGGAGGAACGUCGUGGAUACAGAGUUGGUCAGUUCUGGUAUCUGAUUGCUAUUGACUGGUGGAAAAGCUGGACCGAUUAUGUCACUUACAGGGCUGGCAGUGAGAGUCCAGUGAGCAACUCAACAAAUGGAAGCGUCCCAGGAAGCAAUACAGGUAGCUUGAAGCGCACUGGCCGUCUGUCAGGAAAACGAAUGCAGCAGCAGUGCUCCCUUGUAGAAGACUGUGUUGCCCUAGACAAUAAUAGUUCUGUGGUGGUAACAGGCAUAAAUCCACUUGACAGUGCAGUGCCAUGGGAUGCACUUGGUUGGCAACAGCGUGCCCUCGGGGCAAGUCCAAAGAAAGCCAGUUCCAGCUCAUUGAGUCUUUUGGGCACCCAGGAUUGUUCUAGGUCUCCUAGUGUCACAUCAAGUCCCAGCCAUUCCCCACGGCAGCCAAGGAAGGCCAUGCCAAGUUACUCAGUGGGCCCUCCCCCAGCACCAGGUCCUAUAGAUAAUACAGUUCUGGUUGCAACCCCUGCUUGCAAAGUGGUGACACUCACAGGUGAGGGAGGGAAACUGAAGCGAAACCUGAUGCUAGUGAGAUGGCGAGACUUUGAGUUGGUACCUGACUCACUGUGGAAAGCUCUUUUCCAGUGGUAUGGAGGUGCUCCUGCUUUGCCUAGACAGGUUAUAAUUCCCAAGAACAGUCAACAGUUGGAGCUAGAGUUAUAUCCGUUGAAUCUUCGUUUGCUUCGGCACCAAGCUCAGCCUGUCCGAGCUCCACAGACAACAUGGUCUGGAAUGGUAGGAGGAUAUGGAGCAGCUGCCCUCAGCACAACAGGCUAUGCGUAUGUGUCAAACCUACCAACACCUCCAAAACGUUACCUAGCUUAUGUGGCUGCAUUCAGUCGCAUGGCAACAGUUAAGCAGGUGUAUGAUUUUUUAUGUUCUCGCUUGAGGAUUCGGCCAGAAGACAUGAGACUUUGGCAUUACCGAGAUGAGAACAACAUGUUGCUGAUAGAGGAUGAGGAGCCAACACUGGAGGACCUUGGUGUUUUAGAUGAAGACCAACUUCUCAUAGAGGUUCGAAACAAAGAUCUCACAUGGCCAGAGGAGAUGGGAUCACUUGCCAUACCAAUGCAGGAUAAACGUAAGCAGGUGCCUACAGAAAAGGGAGCUACUGGUCUUAACAAUCUGGGUAAUACAUGCUUCAUGAACGCAGCACUGCAGUGUGUGAGCAAUACGUGUGCUCUCACGCAGUACUUCACAGGCAACAUGCACCUUUAUGAACUGAAUAGGAAUAACCCACUGGGAAUGAAGGGACAUAUUGCUAAACGAUAUGGUGAUCUUAUACAAGAUAUUUGGAGUGGCACUGCUAAGACUAUAGCGCCAUUAAAACUCAGGUGGACAAUAGGAAAAUAUGCUCCUAGGUUUAAUGGUUUCCAGCAGCAUGACUCACAAGAGCUUCUUGCAUUUCUUUUGGACGGCUUACACGAGGACUUGAACAGAGUACAUGACAAACCAUAUGUUGAACUUAAGGACAGUGAUGGCCGUCCUGAUGUCAUUGUUGCACAAGAGGCUUGGGAGAAUCACAUUCUUCGCAACAAAUCCAUCAUAGUGGAUUUGUUUCAUGGCCAGCUCAAGUCCAAAGUGACAUGCAAAGUGUGCGGACAUGAAAGUGUCCGGUUUGACCCAUUCAACUACCUGUCUCUACCUUUACCUAUGGAGAGCUAUGUCCAUGUUCAGGUUAUUGUUAUCCGGUUGGAUGGUUCUGUUCCUGUAAAGUAUGGCCUAAGGCUGAACAUGGAUGAGAAGUACAGCAGCGUGAAAAGUGCACUAUCUAGCCUGUGUGGGGUUCCUGCUCAUCUUCUCAGACUAGCUGAGGUCACAGCGGCCCAAAUCAAGAAUGUUCCUCCGGAUGACCAGAAGAUAAAAACAUUGGUCACCAGUUCAUUGUAUGCAUAUGAACUGCCUGAGAAUACGAGUUCAGGUUCUGUGUCAGGUGGGGAGGAGGAGCGACUGUCAUUGUGUUCACUGAAAUCGCAAAGAGAAGCCCAGACUUUCACAGCAAUCCAACGCUCCAUUCAACCCAAACAACAGUCAGCAGGAUUAACAAAAAUGGGCAACAGUAACGGAGACGUCGACUGUUUACAACAGCAACCUGUUAGCAAUAAAAGUGUUAUAGAUGAGUCCUCUCUUGUGUUGUCAACAAGUCCUCCUCCACCUCCUUCAGUGCCAGCUGCCCCCACCGUGGAGGUAAGGUGGCACCACAGUUUCUGCAUGCCUGCUGCAUUCUCAUGCUUCAAGUCAUCUUCAUCCAGCCCUGCACCUGUACCACCGGCACCAAGCACUGGUAUAGGAAUAGUGGAUGAGCUAUCACCCGUGUCACAGCUCCGACAGUCGAGUGGGAACAGCUCAGCAAGCUCAGGAAGUUUAGCUGGACUAAGUGAUACAGACACUGUGACAACUUUGCCUGGCCCAGCACAGGGCUUUAUUAUUGCUUUGCACCGAAAAAUGAUUCGACAGGAUGUGUACUUCAUGUCUUCACAAAAGACCAAGCCAAGCUUAUUCGGACUGCCUCUCAUCGUUCCUUGCUGUGAGUCAACCACUCAUCAGGAUCUGUACCAAGCUGUGUGGGUCCAAGUGGCUCGACUUGUUUCACCUCUACCUCCUUCUGAGACUGCAGCCCCAAAUCAUGCCCAGGAUUGUGAUGACAGUCUUGGCUAUGAGUUCCCAUUUGUCCUGAAAGCAGUUCAGAAGGAUGGUUCGCAGUGUGCAUGGUGUCCCUGGUACAGGUUCUGCCGCGGUUGUCGGAUCCAGUGCUGUGAUGCUGAAUUCAAUUUUGGUAGCAGCCAUCUUGCCAUCGAUUGGGACCCGACAGCAUUGCAUCUUCGUUACCAGACAUCACAAGAGAAGGUGUAUGUUGAACAUGAGAGUGUGGCUCUCACAAGGCAACAGCAGUCAGAGCCCAUUGAUCUUGACUAUUGCCUUGAAGCUUUCACCAAGGAGGAGCAUCUCGGUGAAGAUGAGAAAUAUUACUGCUCAAAGUGUCGAGAGCACCAGCUUGCCAGCAAGAAGCUGCAAAUUUGGAGACUUCCCCCAAUUCUUAUUGUACACCUAAAAAGGUUCCAGUUUGUCAAUGGGAAAUGGGUGAAGUCUCAAAAGGUGGUGAACUUCCCUUUCAAAGAUUUUGAUCCAACAGCUUAUUUGGCAUCUGUACCAAAACAUACUGUGGUGAGGCACAGGGAGCUGGAAAGGCUGAGGUUAGAAGAAGGGGAUGGAGAUUUCAUUUACUCCACACCACCACCCCUCAAUGGGGGACAAGAAGCAAUAAUAGCACCAGACAGCAAUUCAGAGGCAAUCAAAGUUGUGAACGAGAACACAGAGGCAGAACUUUCUAGUCCAAGGAGAAUCUUGGCUAACGGGGAUGUCCCAAACCUUCGCCUAUCAGUUUUGGCAAGAGAACGGUUAGAAUCCACGUCCUUGGUUCGAACUCCAGUCACAGACAGUGAUCUUCAGGAUUUCCAUCAACACCGGUUAAACUCGGGUGUCAAUCCAUUUGAUCUCAAGUAUCACCUCUAUGCCAUUGUUUCCCAUUCUGGUAUCCUGGGAGGUGGUCAUUAUGUAAGCUAUGCCUGCAACCCCAAUGGUAAAUGGUACUGCUACAAUGACAGCAGCUGCAAGGAAAUGAGUGAGAGUCAAAUGGAUACGAGUUCCGCAUACAUGCUGUUCUAUGAACGAGAAGGUUUAUGUCAACAGCAGUACAUGCCUAGUAUUGCCGGUAAGACACCUGAUAUACGAGAUCUCGAUGAUGACUUUGACUCAGACCUGAAGAAACUGUGCUGCAUAAUGUGAAGAGGUCUGGCAGUGAUUAGUUACAACGAGACUUCAUAAUUUAUUCAGAAGUGUGAUGGAACUGUUUUCCUCUAUUGCUCACUCACUAGGGUCUAUUCCUAUUGACUCAUCAUAGAGAGGAAUGAAGAUGCAGAUUUUUAGUUUUCUAUCCAGGUGAUUUGCCAAUGAUGGAACUCUUCUGUUACAACCAUCCUGCACCUUGUGGCGUGCACAGCAGAACUGUUAUUUAUAUUGUGGUUCGAAAGUUCUGACUGGGCUCCAUCCAUCCCUUUGGAAAAUUCACCUAUUCUGCUGUGCAUUUGAGCUCAGAUAUCAGCCCCACUCCCUUCAUGUAAUAAUAUACUGUUCCAGUUACAAAACACUUCCAUGAAAUUAAUAUUCAUAUAUCACAACAGAUAAUUGUUUUAAUGCAAUAUUACUAGUAUAUGAUUUGUUUUGAAUAAAUUUAUUAUAUAGUUUCGAACUAAAAAAAUUAUGCACAGUAUGUGUUACUUUUCUAUUUUAUAUGUAAAGAAAAAUCUUUUCUGAUUUAAACAUAUAAUUUUAUUUAAGUACAUUGAAUAUUUUGUUUCUAUAAAUGAAAAUAUCCACCAAAGCAGAUGAAUGUAUAGUGUCGGGUCAGAAGGAAUAGCUAUGUGGAGAGAAGGAAAACGUACAUCAGUAAUGCAGACUUAGUGACUGCAGCACAUACUGUAGUAAUCUCAGCUAGUAUAGGAUAUCAAGAAGAAUUCUAAAGAUCUGAGAGGCAUAUAUGGCAAAGAGUAGCAUGUUCAACCACAUGUCAUUUAGUUCUGAAGGCAUGCAAGAGAGUAUGUCAAUACAGUCAUGGCUUUGCACAUCAGCACUGAAAAAUGAAAGGAAAGUAAUGGAAGACUUGAAAAUUUAGGCAAUAUGAACUUAAAGACAAGCUGUACAAGUUAGGACUUUGACUUUGUAUCACAAGGGUUUCUUUCUCAUGCAAUGUUUCUUCUGCAUUGGAAUUGAAAUUCUACACAUAUAGUAACCCUGUAUGCCUUUGGGAUUCAUGUUGUGAUAUUUUUUCAUUCUUCCCUGGCUUCUCCAAAAAUAAGUAAUGUGUUAGUGUUUUAAUUAAUACUCUCUUAUCUUUUGCCAGUAAAGUUAUUUCUAUAGUUCUGGAACUGUUCCUCAUUUCUGCCCAAACAGCAAUCUUUGUAUAUAUGUGUGUGUGUGUGUGUGUGUGUGCACGCACGUGGGUGUGUAUGCACAUGCGUGUUCAUGACAGAAAGUAAUAUCUCAGAAAAUUUGUCUUAGUUUUUUCUAGUAUUUAUGCUCCAUCUCUGGCUAAGUGUUGAGAUCCUGUCAGAUGAUAGGAUACUGUCAAUAUUUUUCUGGUGCCAAGCCUUGGAACAGUUGCACAGGAGUUUGGAUAUUAACAAUAGAUAAUGAUAACUUUACUGUCAAAAUAGUGACAUAUUUCUGUGUUGCUGCAUUUAUAGUGCUUAUAUAGCAUGAGCUGUGGUUACUUCCUAGUUUUACAUGACAUGAAACUCUUUGGGCUGUAAUGUCUUAUAUUUCCAUAACUCUACAGUAAAUUCAAAGGAAUCAUCUGGAAAAUUAAUUUGUAGUACUAACAGUGAGACACAAAAUGUCUGAACCUUCACCAGCUCUCUCUUCCCUUGGAGUAGUGACUCAGUCACUGAUUAAAUUACACACACAGUUAAAUGAUUUAAUCUACUGAUAUUACCAUUCACCAACUCAAGAAUAAUUAUGAUCAUUUUUAAUUCCACUGUGCUAGUGAUCACUUCUGUGGUGGUUGUAUGAGGUAAACUUUUAUCUGUGAAAUAUACAUAAAUUAUGGCUUAUUGAAUACAAGAUAUUCUGCAGUGCUUUACAAAUGGCUGUUACCACAUGGAAUAUCUGUCAGUCUUCACAUUUCCUCACUAAACUGAUUGCUAGCUCAUUGCAUAUAAUCAUUCUUCUCCCAUAAAGGAGUGGAGGGUUUUGUUUGUAAUCAGACCAUUUUGGCCGGUAAUUGAGGUAUACUCCAUAAAAGAAAUUAAAAUAUAGAGAACACAAGAGCUAUAGAUAUAUGUCAUUGAGUCAUUAUUUGUGUUAAAUAGAAGCUGUAAGAACUUUCUACAAAUUUGAGUUUGAUUUCAAAAAGGUCACUGCUUUGUCUAUUCUAGAUUUAAAUUAAAUGAAGUUAAUAUUAUCAGUGCAAUCUUCUGAAUUGUUAUUAAAAUUAAACAGCUGCUGAGUCAACUUUUGCUGCAUAAGAAAAUAACCUAAAUUUACAACCCAAGUGGCAACAUUUGUAGAUUAAUAGAUUUUUCCCAUUCUAGUAUGUUACAACCAUAAUUUAGCACUCACAUAAUUGUUUUGGGGUUAUCUGAGCUCACAACAGAGUAUGUAAAGAAACUUCAACAAUUUUAUAAUGUGUUUUGUGGGAGGGGGCUGACCUUGUGUUUUGUAUAUUCUCAUACGCUGCAUUUUCUGCCUGGGCCCAAUUUAGCAAUACGACAAUUAUACUGAGCUUUGCAGACUAUAAAACAGUAUGGAAGGGAGUCAGUUCCUACCAUUACAACCUACAUUACAACAAAACUCUGAGAAAGAAGUUAGUGUAUGAUCUGGAGUGUUACAGGAUCGUUUAAAAAUAUGUAAGUUUUGUAAACACAUUCAGUAAUUCAGGCUCAUGGCUUACUCACUGGUAAUUACAGAAUUGGACUGUUACAGGCUGCUGUAAUUGAUAGGCUGUUACUGCUGUCAGACAUAAACAGCACAGUUGAUGUUUGUGCCAGAAUCUGAAGUAUAAGAUUACAAGUAUGGCAGUUGGAGUUGGUUAUUCUCUAUCAGGUUAUUCAAAAUAUACAGUAAGCAUGUAACAAACACAAACUUGUUAUUCCAGGAAUAGGAGUAAAUAAAUUAUAAAUGCUGGAAAGCUAAUUACCCAGUCAAUUACUUCAGUAGUGAGCAGUGAAGUAAAUUUAUUUUCAGACAACAUAGUAUAAACAAUUUAAUUUUCCUCAUUAAUUUUGUAAUAGUGGAAUUAGUUGAAUAACAGUUUCAUAUUAUGUAUAAGAUACAGUGAAAUACAUAAUGUUGUUACUUUGAUGACUAAAAUAUUAUAAUUGUACUUCCAUACAUGUUAUUAUGAAGUGCAGAUAUUAAUGUAUCUUUUUUACAUAUGCCCAUUCUUAAUUUUGUAAACGCCAAAGAUAUAUCCAUACUUAAAUUGAUUUCAUUAUUACUGUAUAGAAAUGUAAAACUGAGUGCCAUUUUAUAUCAUUAUUGUUACAAAGAAGUCACAAAAGGUGUUUCAUUAUUUAGCAUCCCAGAAUGUUUAUGUAGUGGUUAUGCUGCAAAAGUACACACCAUCUCUUUACAUCUGUUUGCUAGUGAAAUUUCGUUUUCUACAAGCCAGUGAUAGAAUCAAGUAAUAUUUCACUGUUAUGUACCUGUUUAUUUCGCAGUAGUUCUUAUAUAGUCAUCAUUUUAAAUACUCGCAUUAAAUCGUUCCAAAGUAGAUCACGAAUGUCACUGUUGCUGUGAUCACUCAUUUUGUACUAGUAAAUCAGUUGUAUCUGUUGAUUUAAAAUUUAGUCUUUUUCCUUUGGAGCUUGCAGAUGAAGUUUUCAAAUUUUAUUGGGAUCAAAUGGCAUGAAUGAAUUUUUGUGAAUGUUGGAGUGUUACUCAGUCGUCCAGGAAAAUGUAAAUUAUGUAAUUGGAAUGUCUUUAAUAAUUCAUGUGUAAAAAUGAUUUGUGAUUGGGGCAUUUGUAUCAUAAUAUUGUCAGCAGAGCUUUAUUAGUGACAAACAAUGAUGCCUUAUUUGUUUAGUUAAUAGAUUAUCCAGUGGCUACAGUAUGUUAUGGAUGAGAGAUUGAAGCUAAAUCCUGAUACAUUCCUAACUCCACUAGUGUAUCUUUUCUUUCAGGUUAUGUUCUGUAUGUAAAGGUGUUUACUGAUUCAGCUGACUCUUUGUAGUUGUUCACAACUGCAUUUAAACAUAGAUAUGUAGACACAAUUCGAGAUUGCAGCUGUUUGUGAAAAAACAUUACCCCAUGGUGAUAUUCAAUAUCUAAUGUUCAGCAAUUGUUGGUUUCCUUCUUCCCCAACCUUCAUCUCCCCCCCACAUAGAAUUGCCACUCUCAUAAUUCUCCUAAUUGUUGAUAUUAUAUAAAGGAAUUCAGAUGGAUAUAGUUGCCUGAUUUCUCAGUAAUUGUGAUACAAUAAUUAGAUGUUGCAGAUAUCUCAACACUUUCCCUGUUAAGUUUUUGCUAGUCUGUAACUGCCUGUAGGUAAAAUAAAACUGUAAUAUCCAUGCAGUGUUUCUAGUUAAUGCAGGCAGUGUGUAUUAUAUGUACAUGAGACUCUUUUAAUUCUGUUCAUUAGUUUGUAAAGUAGUUAUAAUUUGGAGUUAUCCUCAAAUGUUGUAUGUAAAAUGCAAUGGUUAGCUUAUAGUUUCAUUGAACUGAUGUAAUUUGUAUAUACUGUAUUAUUUUCAUAUGAUAUAUAUAUAACUAUACAUAAUAUAUUGGCUGAGAGUUUGUAAUUGAGAAA